CUCAAUUUCUGUCAUCUAUGUCCUUUUCCAAGUUCAAGAAUCAAACUUUAUACUCAUCCCUUCAAAUUAAGAGGUUCAAGAAUCGCAAUGUUGGUGCUUCUCCCGUUGUUUUUGCCGCACAGUCCAAUUUCUUGAGAGUUCGCCAAGUGCUUAACUCCUUGCUAAUCUGAACUACUGGAAUGUGGUAUGAAUCCAUAUGGUGUGGAGUCAAUCGCGAUGUAUUUGUUCUCGUAUGUCUUGUUUAAGACAUUGGGAGGCCAUGGAUGUCUGCAUCAUACUUGGGAUUUGUAAUGAGGGCAAAAGAGGAUAUUGAACUACUUUUUUCUUGAAUUAUGGUGUUUGUUUCUUGUUUUCGAGCUUUGAUCAGUGCUUUCUUCAAGAAUGUGAUUCACUUUCUUUAGUUUUUAUAGUCUAUAAGACUAAGAGGAUGCUUUUGGACAUCGGUAGGGAUUCACCACAUGGGAGUUAGCUUAAUAGUGGUAAUGAUUCUUAUACUCUCGAGUCUAACGGCAUUCUUAUGCAUAGUUCGAGAACGUUUAAUGUAGUGUCGAUAAGAUGAAACCAGUUGCUAGUAGACUGGUGAGAAAGAAAAUCCUUCAGAGUACUGGGAUUCCUGCCGCUUGAUACUCUCCUAAGGACUUGCUUGAAUUAUGCAAGUUAUUCAAACAGUAUGGAAGGUUAGCAAGGAUGGAAUUGAAGCAGGAACUAACUUGGUGCCUGAUGCUAUACCGAGACCAAUAGCAAGGAUUUCUGUAACUAUAGCUGCUGUGAUGGUCUCACUCUUUCUACUGAAGUCGUUCCUGUCCACAGCAUUCUUUGCUCUGGCAGUGAUGGGACUAAGUUACUUCACAUUCAUAGCCUUAAAUAAGGAUGAAGGCCCUAAAGGGGAUGGAGGAACCACUUCUGUUGAAGAUAGUCUUGAAGAAGCCCGAAGAAUUAUGGAAAAAUACAAAUAAACACUCAACUCUCUUCAUCUGCCUUCCCUUCCCUUCCCAUCACUCUGGUGAAAUUGGAGCACUACUGUAAAAAAAGAAAAGUUACUGUGAACAAUCUUCAUAGCAUUUCUCUAUUGCUGAAUGGUAGCUUGUCAUAGCGUAGAUAUGGGUAAAGCAUUUUUAAUGUUA
Messenger RNA from Sesamum indicum (sesame), 1124 nucleotides. The record is from RefSeq and is a predicted model, not a curated record. Lineage: Eukaryota; Viridiplantae; Streptophyta; Magnoliopsida; Lamiales; Pedaliaceae.